Molecule: messenger RNA, 4516 nt
Organism: Maniola jurtina (meadow brown)
Lineage: Eukaryota; Metazoa; Arthropoda; Insecta; Lepidoptera; Nymphalidae
Product: major facilitator superfamily domain-containing protein 6
Exons: 10
Coding region: 287-2092 (601 amino acids)
Cellular component (GO): membrane
Molecular function (GO): transmembrane transporter activity
Source: RefSeq, a predicted model, not a curated record
UGUUUCUGGUUUAUUUUUUUAUUUAGUGUUUUGGUUAUCAUUUGGUUUAAUAAUAAUUCACUUGUCGUUUCUCAAUGUAAACAAAGAUAAUUCUAUUCAAAUGAAUCUGCUAGGCAGCAUUCAAUUCUGUGCGAUAGUAGAUUAGAAAGCGGUCGGGUCACUUCGCAACACUAUAUUACUUUUAUGAGGUUAACGACUUCAAAAAUAUGUGUAAUAAUUCAUUCUUUAUAUAAAUAGUCAUAAAUAAUCUAUUUUGAGGUGUUUGUGAUAGUGAUAUCUAUUCAAAAUGAAGUUCAAGAUUGACAGAGGGCUUCUGCCUAUCAAGAUACACUUUUUCUUCUUCUUUGCAGCGCUGGGACCCUUGCUGCCGCAGAUUAAUGUGUUCGGCAAGCAGCUGGGCGUGUCUCCAGCUGUGAUGGGGCUGGUGACUGCUGUACUGCCGCUGCUGUGGGCAGCUGCUAAACCGCUGUUUGGGUACAUCGUGGAUUAUUGGCCAAGUCGAAGAAAAUUUGUCUUCAUGACGCUAAUAUUCAUCAUGUCCGGAUCCUAUUGCUGUCUGUGGCUUUUACCAAUGCCUGAGGAACCCGAAACUGCAGAACCCGUAUUAGAAUCCGUGUAUCAACUCAACGAUACCGUAUAUAUCAAAACAUAUCAUAAUAACACGGACGCUAUCUUGGAAAAAUAUAUGUGUCAUUGGAACUGUACCACAGAUGAAACAUUUCAAGUUUAUCUGACAAACUCAACUUAUAUAAACACAGUAUACAUAGAUAAUAAAGAGAAUAUAUCUUGCUCGCUCUUACAUAUGGAAUUUAACGAUGUGCGCGAAGGAGAGACGAUAUGUAUACCGAAACAAGACUGUAAUUUGUUAUGUUAUGACGAAGCUUUGAUAAAAGAUGUACAGAUUUUUAAUAGGAGUAAAAGAGAGGUUGGCAGUUCCAAAGUGAAUACAGUAGAUGUGUUAGAAAAGGAUGUAGAUAAGAUUAAAAGGACGGAUCUAGUUAAAAGUGAAAUAGAGGGUAGUUUUUAUAUGACGUGUACAUUUUGGGGGUUUGUUGUACUGAUGUGUGUUGGUACUGUGGCGUUCAAUGUUGCCAACUGUAUUGGAGAUGCGGUGUGCUUCGAUGUAUUGGGUUCUGAGAGGGGUUCAAAAUAUGGGGCACAACGCGCUUGGGGUACAGCGGGGUACGGCGUUACAGCUUUGCUAGGAGGCUGGCUUAUAGACGUUGUGUCUGGGAGCAAUCGAAACAAGGACUUUACCCCAGCGUUCAUUGUAGCUAUCGUAGCUACUAUCGUUGAUUUGGCGGCUUGUAGAAAGUUAAAUCUGCCAUCUCUGUCAAGUCCGGAUGACUCGGGCAAAGCAUUGAGAGCGGUGCUUCGUAUACCGCGAGUGGUAGUAUUCAUCGUCUUCGCGGUGGUGGUUGGCAUUUUUGACAGCUUCAUCAUUUAUUACAUGUUUUGGUUUUUGGAAGAGUUAGCGGAGACCACCGGCUCUAUGGAGCAAAUAAAACUGAUAGAGGGCGUUGUUGUCGCAGCACAGAGCUUUAUUGGGGAGCUACUGUUUUUCUUUUUCUCUGGUAGAAUCAUAAAGCGUUGGGGUUACGGAACCACUCUGACGUUUUGCCUGUUCUGCUACGGCGUGAGAUUGGCGCUCAUCUCGCUCAUACAGCAUCCCUGGCAUCUGGUCUUUAUUGAGUCAAUAAUGCAAGGGCCGACAUACGCGCUAUGUUAUUCGGCCAUAGUGGGCUAUGCGGCUGCGGUCGCGCCUGAGGGCUACUCUGCCACGGUACAAGGGAUUGUAGCGGGCAUGGACGACGGUGUUGGUUUUGCGCUGGGUUCCCUAAUAGGAGGUCAGCUAUACAGUUACGCGGGGGGUCGGGGGUCGUUCCGGAUAUUCGCGGGGAUGGCGAUAAUCGCUUCAGGAGCGCAUGCGCUGCUGUUCGCGGCCGUCACUAGGAACGAUGGUAAAGAACAAAAACAACCGGAAGUGACGAUACCGGAGGUGGAGAAGAUGCUUCCGGUAGGGGACAGCAACGCCAUCUAUCGGGACACGGUUGUACCGCUAGACGACAAACAAAAGAAUGGCGAUAGAUAGUCUACCGUCUUUAAACAAAUUUGUACUUUAUGCAGUGUACUGAAAGUUCAAUUUACUUCGAAACAUUUUAGAAAGACAUAUCGCUUUCUUAGAAUCAAAAAUUCUGUACCUCACUCCAUCUUGGAGUGGAGAAUUUUGAAUACCUAACAAAAUAAAUUCGAUUUUAUGUAUUUUGAAAUACGAUUGAAAUUACUGUAAUCUAUUUUUCUUUAAUAGACCUAAAAGGUGAACAAAUAGCCUUUUACGCAUUUCAGCGAGAAUCUAGUUAGUUUACCUCUUAAGUACGUUAGACCUCAUUCGCAUGAGAGCUUUUUUAACGUUCUUUAAAAAAGCGUUUCAAAUAGAACAAAUGCAUGCCCAAGUAUCUGUUCACACGUCAACGCUUUUUUAACGCGCACUUUGUAUGUUCAACGCAACGCCGGGUUUUAACGCAACGCUUUUUUAACGCUCGUGCGAAUUAGGGCUUAAGGAAAAAUAGAUUAUACCUUAGAAUAUUUUGACCUAUCUAGUAGUCCACCAUUUUAGUACUCAGUAGUGGAUGGAUAGUAGCGAUGGAUUGUUGAUUGGAUGUUGAUGUAAUUUAGUGCCAAAUAUGAAUAAAUUGUGUUCGAUUUUGUACAAGAAUGUUUUUUUUUUAAAUAUUUUAUCAGAUUUUUUUUAAAUAUACACAUUGUUGUAGAAGUGUCUAGACUGCCACAAACGGUCGUUUGAUUUGAGAAAUUAUUAUAAUAAUAAAUAAUAUUAAUAAUUUCUCAAAAAAAUAAAAUAUAUUGUUAAAAAUAAAAAUUUGUGGCUGUAUAUUUUUUAUUAUUGAACGACCGCUUGUGGCUAUCUAGACGCUACAUAUUUUUAUAGACUGAAUGUGCCAUUUUGAUUAGUAAGAGGCUGUAUUAGUUUGUAACUUUGUAUGCGGACAUAAUGGUAUGGUAUAUUUUAGAGUAUUCACAUCUUUUUCUUACCAAUGUAAUAAGAAAAGGACAGACAAACCUAAUUUAAUUUAGAACUGUCAAACUAUUGUUUGAAUUAGUAGAGAACACUAAAAUUAAGAGUCUUUGAAUAUAAAAUUCAUUUUCCGUCCUUUUUUAGCAACAUUCAAAAGAAAAAGAUGCAGAUACACUAAAUUUUGUUUAGGUUUAAUAAAAACAGUCGAAGCAGGUAGGUAGGCUUAGUAAAAACUGUCACACCCAACCAAGUUAGCCCGCUUCCAUUAUAUUGCAUCAUCACUUGCCACCAGGUGAGAUUGCAGUCGAGGGCUAACUAGUAAUGGAAAAAUAAUAAAAAAUUGUGCAAGCGAGAUAGCAAUACAAUAAGUACACAAAAAAGAUGUACAAUUUAAUUUUGAUAGGUAAAAUACCUAAAUUAAAUAUUGUAGAUUAAAGAAAUAUAUUUUGUUUUAAUUAAUAAAAUUAUCUUAAUAUUGAAUUAAUUUAUAAGACUUAUGUCAAUUAGGUUUUAUAAUAAUUGUCUAAAACUAGAUAUGAAAUCUUUUACAAUUUAUUGAUUUGUUAUCUGUGGUAAUUCAUUAUUAUUAAUCAAAAGUUAUUGUCUAUGGAGGUGUUUUUUUUUAAAUUGUCUAUUGUACCUUAUUACUUUACCGUGCAUUUACAUAUUCGUCCUCACGUCUCGUCUCGUUACUCUACGGUUGAAAUCUAUAGAGCGCACAUUGACUUUGCUUAGACUUAAGCUUCAGUUGAAACGAGACAGAUUUAUGCCAGCUGUAUAACGCUGUCUCGUUUUAACAGUAUCUUAAGACUGGGCAAAGUCAAAGUGCGCUCUGUAGAUCUUAGCCUAAGGUUUUUCCUGCUAAGUCACACUCCCACAAGUAACACUGUGGCAAGCCUCAAUAGCUCAACGAGUAUAGGAGCGGACUGAAAUCCGAAAGGUCGGCGGUUCAAACCUCACCCGUUGCUCUAUUGUCGUACCCACUCCUAGCACAAGCUUUACGCUUAGUUGGAGGGGAAAGGGGAAUGUUAGUCAUGAUUCAUAUGGCUAAUAUUUUUUUUUUUUUAAAAGGGGAAAAAAUCCUUUAGUCACCUAAGACCCCCAAAUGGGGGGUUUGGGCCCUGGCCAUGAUUUUGACUCAGAUUUUACCAAAAUUUUCGUAUAUACCGCCUGUUUGCGACUCCAUCGUGUUAUUUCAAAAACUUUUUUUCUCUCUUUCGUUUGGCUUUACACUGAUUAGCCAAUGUCAAGUUUGUAGUUAUUUACAAGUUAGGGAAACUUUAUGUAUAAGUAUGGACUUCGUCUGUGCCGGCGCCCGCCGACAUACGCGCGGCGCCCCUUUAGAGCGCUUCCCAGUCAAUUCCAACACCAAUAAACACCAGAACACAAAAACCGGCCAUUUCUAACGAAAAACACUCCACAAAGGAACAACAUGUGCGCCAGCAAACGCAACCACAGACGAAGUCUUUCAAUAACUUGAUU